Populus euphratica (Euphrates poplar) is the source of this 667-nucleotide messenger RNA. Its product is annotated as glutathione S-transferase U9-like. Bases 21 to 380 code for a protein of 119 amino acids. NCBI's taxonomy places the organism in Eukaryota, Viridiplantae, Streptophyta, Magnoliopsida, Malpighiales, Salicaceae. Gene Ontology annotation, molecular function: glutathione transferase activity. Gene Ontology annotation, biological process: glutathione metabolic process. The transcript has a single exon. The record is from RefSeq and is a predicted model, not a curated record.
UCAACGCGCUAUUUGAGUCCAUGGGUAAGGUUAUCAUGAGCGAUGAAGAAGCACAAGAAAAGGCAGUAGAGGAAGUGCAGGAGAAAAUGAAAGUAUCGGAGGAGGGCAUUAAGGAAUUCUCUGCGGAGGACAUUCGGACCAGUGAUGGUAAAAAACUGGGAUUCAUGGACGUUCUGGUGGGUACAACAUUUAGCACCUACAAAGUUUAUGAGGGAGUCCUCGGUGUCAAAGUUCUUGAGCCAAAAAAGAAUCCUCUGAUAUACACACGGGUGACAAAUUUGCAUGAGCUUCCUGUGGUGCAGGAGUUGCUUCCUCCUCACGACAAGCUAGUUGCAAUUCUGCAGGGUAUUAGGCAGAAUGCACUCAAAUCUUCUAAUUAACUAUUAAGCUAGCAAUCUGGCACUAGGGAAAAAAAUAAAAAAGGAGCCGGUACCGUGUGGGAGCUUUUUCGGCUUGGUGUUUCGAUUAAUAAGCUUGUACUAUUGAUCAUCCAUGGCGGUUGUGGAUUCCAGCAGGCAACGAAUUGGAGUCCAGGGCUGGGGCUUUUAUCAUGGGCAAACCAAUUCUAUGUAUUGCAAAUGAAGGGUUACCUAAGAAGCAGAUCAAUUCUGUAACUUAAAUGGACCUCGCUUAUCAAAUGAUGCUUGCUUUUGGUUUAAGCUUGCCA